AGCCGAGGCGGCGGCGCGGCGGGAGUGGGAAGAGCACGAGAGGCGGAUGCGCUGCUGGCACGAGUUCCGACGCUCCGUCCGAACGUUGCUACGCUCCGCGACAGCGACGAUGGCGGACGUUCUAGCCAAAGCGCCAGGUCCGCUCGGCUGCGAGCGGCGGUGGCGGACGUGGAUGGGCUUCGACGCCGCCGACGUGCAGCUCUCGCCCGUCAGCCGCAAAUACGCGCGCACCCUCCGCUCGAAGCUGGACGGGUCCUCUAGCCAGCUUGGGGGGCCAAGCGGCGGCUUCCGUGGCGACUGCACCAACUACAACAACUACUAUUGGGAUUGCCGCUCCAUUGGCCACUUCCAGUCUGGGGAGGGCUCACGCGCCCACCGACGGCGGACCGCGUCGGAAAAGCGCGACCUCGGGCGCGACGCAGAGCUCGAGGGGCGCCGACGCGCUGAUGAGAGGCGCGCGCGGCGCGAGCAGGCGGCUAAAGCGCGGGUGGAGGCUGAAGCAGCUGUCUCGGCCGCGGCGGAGGCGGCGCGCGCUCCCAAGCGGUGCGCCGAGUGCGGUGAAAGAGAGUCGCAAAUGAUGGCGUUGCCGUGCCAGCACGCGGCGCUCUGUCGGUCCUGCUGGGAGGGUACCGCCGAGAGGUCGCGGUGCGCGCGGUGCAGCGCGUUGUGUGAGGUCGUGCUGUGCGUGCAUCGCCCUUGAGCGAUCUCCGUGGACGGACUACCCAGAGAGCAGAGUUUUUCGUCAAGAGCACAGGCUCCCUUACCAGACGAUGGAGAGGGGGGACGACACUGCUUCAGCAGCGUGCACCUCGAUCCUGUACCGUGUUUGUU
Emiliania huxleyi CCMP1516 is the source of this 831-nucleotide messenger RNA. RefSeq lists its product as hypothetical. Bases 47 to 700 code for a protein of 217 amino acids. Lineage: Eukaryota; Haptophyta; Isochrysidales; Noelaerhabdaceae. The record is from RefSeq and is a predicted model, not a curated record. The transcript has a single exon.